UCGUAUAGGCAGGAGAAUAGUGUGUUGCGUGUACUCAGUUGUUUCACGAAUACCGCGAGUGGUUUGCGCGUGCGAGCCCGGCCGCGUUUUUCGCGAAGGCAAUUCGUUUUCUACGCGGAAAGCGAUAAUUUCCUUGUGUAUAAUAGAUCGCAUUGGAGGUGCGCGGGGGGCGCGCGUACCCUAUCAUUCCAAGUUUUCGCCUCGAAGAGAUAUAACGGUUUUGUGAACGAAAAUCUAUGCUCGCUCGUACGACGGUGGUGCCUCUCAGUCGAGUGUGUGUGACAAUCGCGAGCAAUGUAACCGUUCCGUGACGUCAGACACGGCUAAUCAAGUGCACACACAGCACUAGAGUUUGCGCACUCGCGCACACCUAUACAUUGCCGACACAUACUCAACACGCCGCGCCGCGCUGUGCCGUGCCGCGCAGCGAUCGUAGAGAGCGCGUAUGGGAUCGUGCUGCGCACGGAGAUAAAAAGAGAGAGAGGCAGGGAAAAUUGUACGGUAGCAGCGAGUGAUAGACGAAAGAAAACGAAGGGCGUGGAGGGGUGAGAAGGAAGACGAGAACGAUAAGAAAGGAGAUACGACGAAGGCUAUCGACGGGAAGAAAACGAAGGAGAGAAGGAGAGAUCAAAGACGCAUAUCUUUUUCUCAUCCAUCGAGAGAGAAAAAGAGAGAGAGAGAGAGAUACAGACAAACAGACAGACAGACAGACAGACAGACAUGGGCGGGCUCGAGACGACGAGAGAAAGGCGAAGGUUCGUUCGCUAGAACUUCUCUUUUCUUCGUUGAGGCUGAAAGCGGUUGGGCGACGCCUCUCUAUUUAGGAUGUCUAUAUUUCGAGCUUCCACGAGAUAGAAGAGACAAGUUCUUUAAAAUUAAUCGUUGAGUAAGAACGACACGGAACAGCGGCAGUAGCGCAGCAGUUCGACACACAGUGCGCAUACGGUGUGUGUACGUGCUCGCGUGUGGUGUGCUCGAGAACAGGAGAAAGAGAGAUAGAAUGACUAAGAGUGUUUUGAGUGGGGGAAGUCUUUACCGUGCUGGUAUCGAGAGUGGAGGGGAGAGCGCGAAAAGGAGAGCCGCGGUCGCGUCUCGUGGCGCCCCGCUGUGCUUUUCUACAGAAAACUGUUGCAACCUAUACGAUUCGUUCUGUCGUUCUUGGCGUUAAAGGCGGACGUAGAAGAGCCUCAAAAACGAAGAAACUAACGAGAGACGUAUUUAAGAACGUGCCGAAAAGACUCGACGAUUGGAGAUUUUAGAAGAAACAUUGUUCUUUCGAACCGAUCGACGAAUCGUUAAGGUUUCGUACAAUCAACACGAGAGAAUUAUAACUGUGAGGAGUAUAAGGGAAAAAGUGAUAAAGGUGGAGGUGGAGGUGGAGGAGGGUGGAGGACGGUCGCGUCGUCGUCGAGGAGUUCGACGAUUGAAAAUUAUGUUCAAACUGAAUGUUACGGGAGUGGCGAAGAAGAAGAAGAGGAAUUCGAUCGGGCUAUCUUGCUCGUGUAGAGAAAAAGAAAUUGAGGAGAAGGAGGAAGACGGGGAGGAGGUCGUCUCCGGCUUUGCCGUCCUCGUCCUCGUCGUUGACGUCGUUGACGUCGUUGACGUCGUUGACGUCGUGGACGUCGUUUCGUCGUUUAAAAACGUUAGAUAUCACGAUUCCCGUGAAAGUCGUACCGACUACUACUACUGCUCUCGUAUCAUCUUCAUUUCUCAUCGAGACGAAGAAGACGAAGAGAAAAAGAAGGAGAAGAAGAAGGAUACUGGUGAACUUCGAUAAACAAGAGGCCAACGAGAAAGCGAUAGGCCUCGUUUUACGACGAAUCGUGAACGAAGAGAGAGAAAAACUCCAAUUUCGGAAGUGCUUCGGAAGAAAGUAGUUUGGUGAAAACUUGUGCUCGCUAUUAUUUUCUUCGGCUAUUAUUAUUUUCGUUUCGUUUCGUUUCGUUCUGUUCCGUUCCGUUUCGUUUUGCUUUCUUUCUUCUUUUUCUUCUUCCUCCUCUUCCUUUUUUCUUUUUUUUCUUAUUCGGUGAAUAUACAUAGAGAAAAAUCAUCGUUCCUUGUGAGUUCGGUGAACUCGUGCAUCUUUCUCUUAACGUGACUUGUUUGGCAGAGGUGUCUUUGGAUUUUCAGACAUUUCGCACGGAUCUUCCCCGGCAAUGCGACGCCGCGCCUAUUCUCCAUGAGAGGAGGCACAUGUCCAUUGCUACGGCUGAAAAUGCAGGGCUUAGCCCGUGUAAACUGCUGGACCCACUGUGGGUCAAAAUGAGCGCGAUCACCGGUAGCAUCGGCAAGAAAAGAAAGAAAUCGGAUGCCAAACCGCAAUCACAGAUUAACAAGUGCCUUAACGAAAAACGACGACGUAACCAGGAGAACCUGUAUUUUGAUGAGCUUGCCGAGCUGAUUUCCGCCACGGACAUGAGCUCUGGCAAGACCGACAAAUGUCAGAUCCUUCAGAGAACCGUCGAUCAGAUUCGGCACAUCAGGCAACAAGAGGGUUCCAACAGUCAUGCCGUGCAACAAGGGGAAGUAUCUUCAUCGAAUCCUAACAUACUGUCCAACGAUCAAGUUGGUCCUAUAUUGUUGGAGGCGUUAGACGGCUUCCUGUUCGUCUUAAAUAGCGAGGGACGAGUGGAAUACGUAACGGAUAACAUUACUCAGUAUAUUAAUUAUACGAAGGACGAUGUAUUGGGAAAGGCUAUAUAUAAUAUUAUACAUCAUGGAGAUCACAACGUCUUCAUGCCUACGUUGUUGCCCUUGUCAUUAGGCUGGACCAGCGAGCUGCAGCCUCAAACGAGGAAUCGUACUUUCCAUUGCCGCUUUCUGGUAAAGCCUCCCGAUGACCAAGACGAGACGAUGGAGGAGAAGCAACAACGGGUAUCGAAAUACGAGUCCAUGCAAAUCAAUUCGGCACUUCUGCCGAGUAAUACCGAACGACUUGAGAGCGGUGAUGUGUCCUCCGAAUCGCCAGACAUUGGUCCUUGCGUAAUGUGCGUGGCACGUAAAAUAUUACCAAACGAGAAGCCCGUAGGUACACCGAUCGAGCAAUUCACUGUUAAAUUGGAUACAACGGGCAAGAUCAUCGGGAUCGACGUUAGUUGGUUGUCGUCCGCUUAUGCCAAUUAUAUGAUCAAGGCAAAGGAAUUGAUCGGUUUGAUGAUAAAGGAUUUGUGCCACCCUCAUGAUCUCAAUAAUUUAACUGCACAUUUGAACGAUACGCUUCAAGUCGGAGAGAGUACGAGCGCCGUGUAUCGACUGCGCAUUAGUCCUGAUAAGUUCCUUAAUAUACAAACAAAGUCAAAACUUUUCAAAGCGAAUGUGAUGAACGGCCACGACACGGACUUCAUGAUGGCCACCAAUUCCAUCAUAGGGGACAAUGACUUAACGCCUAUCGAGGGUGGUCAGCUUUCCAACAACAAAGUGUGCUCGGGACAUUCUAGUAACCGUUGUGCGAAUAAUAGUAAUAAUAAUAAUGGUAACAAUAACGAUAACGUGGGUGGUCUGUUGAUGUCCGUGGCACAUCUGAACGGUCAAGUGAGUGGUAUCAGUGGUGGUCGUGGAUUGACGGGGACGACGCACGUUGCCACGUCGUCGAACUCGAUCGCCUUUAGUACCGGCGAUUCUUGCAACUCAUUAGCGUCACUAAGUACGAGUAAUUCGUUCAACCACUUUUCGGGGAGCAUGGACUUGGAAUUCGAGCUCUUCCGCGGUUCGACAUGGGACUUGGACGGUAGCGGUGGUUGGCCGGAAAGGCCCGAGUCGAGAGGAAGCGGGCCAACAGAUUCGCGACCACCCUCUCAGCCAGCCCCGACAUCGCCGAGUCCCCAGGGAGGAGGAACGUUUUCCUCUAAUUCAGCGGUGCCGUCUCACUGCAGUCCCCUACGCGCUUUCAGUCCGUCGUCUUCGAUCAACGCGGCGCACACCUUCAGUAAUUCCUUCCCGUUCAGUCCACUACAGGAGCCGCAGUCGUCAUCGACGUUGACCGGCAACAACGCGGCUGCGGCCGCGGCCGCAGCCGCCGCCGCGGCUGCGGCUGCUGCCUCGGUUGCGAACAACACUGGCGUCAACAACAACGUCAAUGGCAACGGCGCCACUUCCGUAGCUAUUGCUGCUGCUGCAACGGCACCGGUCAUUCUACCUGGACUCAAUGCCAAGAGGAUCGAGGAAGGAAAAAGUGGAUGCCCUACCAGCGGUACAAUGGACAAUGCGACUGCGAGGACGAAUGCCUCCACACCCGCCGAAACUCAAAAUAGUGUCGUGUCCACCGAGUCUGGUAGACUUAGAAACUUGUUAACAAAAGGAUCCAGUGCUAGUGAGGACAGUCAAGACAAUACGAAUAAUGAUUCGGAUAACCAAAAUAAACACAGGAUAUUGAAAAUUUUGUUGAAUCAGCAAGAUGAGGAUGAUUAUCAUUCUGAACAUAAUAACAAAAUGAGAACGAGUCCUAGCAACAUGCCAAAAUCGAAUAUGGAGCAUUCCAAAUCUUCUCUUGGAAAUAAUAUGCUUCUACAGUUAUUAAACGAGAAAAAUGACGAUGAGGACGAGGAGGCCCGAGCUGGAUUGAAAAAGAGGAACGAACUUCUUCAACAGUUAUUGAAGGAUCAAGACGAAGAGAGGAAAUUACAAGAACAACAGACCCGGGACGACGAUCCUCUUUUACGGAGUCUUGGAUUUCGGAACAGUACCCCUUCACCGUCGCAAUCGGGAAGCGAUCACAGCGGGCUUGGUAGUACCGCUCAAGUGGGUCAGAAAAGACCGGGCGAUGAUGGUGAUCUCAAUAUAGCCGUUAAACGGCCAAUGGAUGGCUCGCACCAGGUGUCUUCUACGGGUACCAAUGCUUCGACGAAUGCAACAAGCAAACUAUGGGAGAAAAACAAAAUGUUGGCUUCGUUGUUGGCAAAACAACCCCCUCAACCAACGACCAUACCACCUAUUCCUGCGUCUGUGAUAUCGGCAACGCCGCAAGAUAAACUUCCACGUGGCGGUGGUGGUAGUGAUCGCUUAAAGCAACACCAGUCACAACAGCAACAGCAGCAGCAGCAACAACAACAACAGCAGCAGCAACAGCAACAGCAGCAGCAGCAGCAACAACAACAGCAGCAGCAGCAGCAACAACAACAACAACAACAGCAGCAGCAGCAGCAGCAACAGCAACAACAACCGUGGACAGGUGGCCAUAUGCAAACAGUCGGUGGGAAUAAUGCGAUCACAACUACGGCUACUUCGGCUCGUACUCCUCUCCAAAACCAAUCGAGACAACUACCUCGUCAAGCAACCAACACCUACCUCAGUCACAUGCUAAGUCAGCAACAAAGGCCACAAUUGGGUCAAGUGGAUUCGGAAUUUGGAGAUAGCGGAGAAUACCGUCAAACGUGUACCGAUCCAAGUACUUGGGAUAAUCAAUCGUCCGAUCCAGAUCUCUCUGAUAUUUUGGAUCAAGUUAUUGAAUUUGUUCCGGACGAAGCUAUCACAGAUUCGUCUGCGAUAGCAAACCUCCUGGACGUUAUUGAGGCACCGCAAAACAAUGCCAUGAAUGAAAAAAUGGCAAUAAACGCUAUCCAGAAGUCGUUGAUGUUAUGCGAAACUGCCGUAAAUCCAACGUCUUCCACCAUAACUAUACCUGGCACGCCUCCUGCAUAUUCCACUGCGUUGGUAACGACACCCGUGACGACGAGUCAUAGUUACCAACCACCUCCGAUGUAUCAACAACAAGCAAGGAUGAGGUUUAAUGCUCAGUUGGUCGUAAGGCAGACUACUGCGCAGUUUACACAACAACAGCAGCUGCAGUUGCAACAGCAGCGUAGUAAACUGAUACAACAGCAACAACAACAACAACUGAAGCAAAGAUUACUGCAGCAACAACAGCAGCAACAAUUGCUCAUCCCAUCGAACGCAACAGCGACGGACCAAAUAACAACUGGCAUACACAAUAUUGAUAAUCUAUUAAAUAAUACCGUUGCGCCAAACGUAUCUUUACAGCGAUCGAGUGUUCCUGACUCCCAAGUUUCUCCGGGUUAUGGGGGAUCCGUCCAGAUCACUUCCGGACACCGACUCGCUCAUUCGUACUCUCAUCCAUCGACGUUACCACAACAUCCCAUUGUGAAUAAUAAUUUUAACAGCGGUCAACAAGUGUCAGCGGCAGCAGCAAGACUCUCGCCGCAUUCUCCUGCGAACAUAUUGUCGUUUUCUCAUCCGCAACCAUUGUCACCUCGGGUAACGCAAGGCAAUUACGGCACCACUCCGAGGCUAUUUAACGUUAACCAGGUGAGAUCUCAACAACAACCAACCGCGCAACAACAACUACAACAACAGCAGAGGUCAAUGCCUUCGCCUGGAACUCCAGCCUCCGCAAGGCAAUCCCCAUUUCCUGCCGAAACAUUUCCCCCACCUACAUCUCCUACCGCCAGCCAAUUUCCACCUGGUCCAAAUCCUGGUGCUCCUAAUCCUACUGCUCAGUAUCGCUUGCAACGGACCACAUCGACGCCUUCUGCGACGACUCAGUUGCCAGGUGGGGUUGGUUCGCCCCGACACUAUGGCGGAGUGAAUAAGGAACAACCUCUUCUUUCACCUAGUCAUCCACAUUCGGGUUGCCCUGCAACACCGACUCACAAUCAACACAAUGCCACCAAUACCCAACACUUCUCGAAUCAACAACAUUCUUCUAUGAUAUACCACACGACCGCCAAUACUAUCAACACACCAGAUAUGCAGAACAAUCAGUUCUGUUACGAUCGGACGUCCGUACCACUCUAUUCUUCUGGGGAUACGCAGGAUGUCAGGUCACUGCCUCCCGGUAAUCCUGUCAAUCACCACAUGGGUGGUAACGCAAGUACUACCGGAAGUAUGACGUCAGAAUUCGUUCGGCAAGAAUUAAGAGCUAUAGUUGGAGCGAGGACGCAACAACAGCAACAACAACAAAGGGUACCCAACAGUAUACCCAACAAUCUUUCUGGUCAAGUUUCUCAGGACGAUUUGGAAGCACUUGGUUUGACAUUCGAAAUGUCCACCGCAGGUGAGACUGUGGUUAAUGAUGGCCCUGCCAAGAGCUGGGCCAUUGGGAGUACCGGAAGUGCCCCCUCAUCCUCCAGGACUACUAUGGAGGAAGCGGUCCGAGGUGAUCCCAAAUCAUCGUUGCUACAGAAGCUGCUGUCCGAGUGACUGCGGGUUACACUGUUGGACGGUAAAGGAUUAUGUGUGAUAUACGUUUGAAAAGGCAAGAAAAAUAAAUAAAUAAAAAGGAAGAGGAGAAUAA
Molecule: messenger RNA, 7249 nt
Organism: Vespa mandarinia (Asian giant hornet)
Lineage: Eukaryota; Metazoa; Arthropoda; Insecta; Hymenoptera; Vespidae
Biological process (GO): positive regulation of transcription by RNA polymerase II; cellular response to hormone stimulus
Cellular component (GO): nucleus
Molecular function (GO): protein dimerization activity; nuclear receptor binding
Source: RefSeq, a predicted model, not a curated record